AAAUAUCGAUCCCUUCCAUCUCCUUUCAGACACGCCAACAUGUUCAUCGCGCGAUCAGAAUAUGGUAGGUUGAUGUGACAUCUUCUCCCCGCCAACAAAUGUGGUCAAUCCAAUCUAACAUGCUUACUCUCCAAUAGACCGUGGAAUCAAGUACGGACCAUAUUAGACCUCGCUGAUCUUCCUCGUUCAAAUUCUGACAAUGAUUUCACCACAGCACCUUCUCUCCGGAAGGCCGUUUAUUCCAGGUCGAAUACUCCCUCGAAGCUAUCAAACUUGGUUCGACAGCGAUCGGUGUAUGUUCCAAUCUUCAUUCAAAGGGAUCCUAGGUACUAGCAGGUCAUUAUUCUUGGCUUUGCUGGUGCAGAGUGAAGGACAGAUUCUGACAUUGUCAUCAGGUCGCAACAUCGGAGGGUGUUAUCUUGGGCGUCGAGAAGCGUGUCACAUCCACUCUGCUUGAGGCCUCGUCCGUCGAAAAGAUCGUCAUGAUCGACCAGCAUAUUGGUUGCGCUAUGUCCGGUUUGCAGGCAGAUGCCCGGAACUUGGUCGAGCACGCCCGUGUCGAAAGCCAGAACCAUGCCUUCCACUACGCUGAGCCUCUGCGGGUAGAAAGCUGCACCCAGGCCAUUUGUGAUCUUGCCCUCCGGUUCGGAGAGACUGGUGAUGAUGAGGAAUCUGUGAUGAGUAGACCUUUUGGUGUUGCUUUGUUAAUUGCCGGUUACGAUGAGGAUGGGCCGCAGCUAUAUCACGCCGAGCCAUCGGGUACAUUCUACAGAUACGAUGCGAAAGCCAUCGGCUCCGGAAGCGAGGGUGCGCAGGCAGAGUUGCAGAACGAAUACCACCGUUCUUUGACACUGCCCGAGGCCGAGACUCUGGUUUUGAAGACCUUGAAGCAGGUUAUGGAGGAGAAGCUGGAUUCAAAGAACGUUCAGCUCGCCAGUGUCACAAAGGACAAGGGAUUCCGUAUUUAUGAUGAUGAAGAUAUGGGCAAGGCUGUGGCUCAAUUGGACAGCAAUCAAUAAACUAUGAAUGACUACACGACUGUCUGGGGAAUGGGAAUGAUCUCCGUCAAGCAUGGUACAAUUUGUCACCUUUACAAUGGAUGAAAUAGAAAAGGAUAAUGUUGGUCCUAAUGCUAUGAAUUUUCACAUAAAUUGCUUUUCAUGACCCAUGUUCAACUAUUACGGGG
Molecule: messenger RNA, 1186 nt
Organism: Aspergillus ruber CBS 135680
Lineage: Eukaryota; Fungi; Ascomycota; Eurotiomycetes; Eurotiales; Aspergillaceae
Gene: pup2
Product: proteasome core particle subunit alpha 5
Exons: 2
Coding region: 483-1019 (178 amino acids)
Cellular component (GO): proteasome core complex; proteasome core complex, alpha-subunit complex; nucleus
Source: RefSeq, a predicted model, not a curated record